UGUUAGGUGUACCAAAUACCGAUUGAAGAGUGCUUCCAGCGUACAGAAUGUACCAGUUGUACCAAUGACCUCAACCCGCUGUGUGGGUGGUGUGUGGUGGAGAACAAGUGCUCUCGUCAGACGCAGUGUCAGAACUCCAGUAUUUCUAGUAGAUGGACACAGGACAAUGCCAACUGUUUUACUGCUGCUACUGUGGAGCCUAUACAACUUGUGCUUGACCCUGAGAUUCUUGCCACUGAGCUCACAGUGACCCUGACCUCUCCCGGCCUGCCUAACCUCCUUCCUGGAGAGAGCUUCUACUGUCAUCUGGCGGACAGUGAAGGACGUUUCCCACCCAUCAUAGUACCAGCUGUUGAGGUCACCCCAGGAACAGUGUUCAGUUGUGAUAUUGAAGGACUGGUACCUGACUACCCUGGAAUGACUGCAACCAUCAACCUGGGCUUUCAGAGCUCUCUGUUCAAUGAGACACUUGAUAUCACCAACCAAGCACUCAUCAUCUACAGAUGCUCAGCAGGAGAAAGCUGUAAGAAUUGUCUUGGGAUAAAUAAUCCGUGUGGAUGGUGUAACCUCAAUAAGCAGUGCAGUGGAACAUCAGCUCCUUGCAGGAAUGCAUCUCACUUCCUACAGGUGUCUGCAGGCAACGACUUCACUGCUGAGUGCCCCCUGUUGGACACGUCCCCCUCUGGUGAGUACACUCAACCAGUAAGGGUGGCCCAGGACCUUCGACUGACCACCAGGAACCUCAUCUCCCCUACAGAUGGCUUUGAGUACUAUUGUGUUGUGAAUGGAGUUAGUCUGACAGCUCGGUAUGAGAACGAGAGCUCCAUCCUGUGUACAGUGAGCAGUGGACAAUUCGGCACACUUUUCCCUGGUGUUGGAAGUUUACCUGUGGUUGUUAUGGUGACCUGGACGGGGGAUAACAUCAACCACACACUGAGCAACACCAUGCAAUCAUUGUCAGUGACGCUGUAUGAUUGUCGUGACUUGGCCAGUGGAUAUACUGAAUGUAUUGCAGUCAGAAUGUUUUCAGAGUUCGCAUGUGGGUGGUGUGGGGUUAGUUGUGAGGUGAGGCAAGAGUGCUCCAAUACUUUCAUUACUGAGGGGAACAAUCCUCCUGCCCCUGUCAUCAACUCAUUCACUCCAAUAUUAGGACCAGUUGAGGGUGGUACAGCAAUCACUGUGAUGGGCACCGACUUUGGAGGAACUUUUGUCAGCCUUCAGAACUCCAACCUUACAUUAGGAGGCGUGGCCUGCACUCCCCUCAUUAUUGGUUACAUACCAUGGCAGCAGUUUGUCUGUGAGACCACCAAUUUUGUGACAGAAGGGUCAAAAGAAUUCUCUCUGACCAUCGACUCUAGAGUAGCCAUUGUAAACGGUGGCUCCUUCACUGCGGUGGAUCCUACUGUCAGCAGUGUGACUCCGACCUUUGGACCCAUGGCCGGGGGAACUGCAGUGGUUGUGAGGGGGACUGGAUUGGAUGUGGGUAAUCAGGUGGAUACUAGAGUCUCUCUAGAGGUCAGCGGGUCAAACUACGUCUGCAACAUAUCGUGA
Messenger RNA from Halichondria panicea, 1551 nucleotides. RefSeq names its product plexin-A4-like. The coding region runs from base 418 to 1551 and encodes 377 amino acids. The transcript is spliced from 8 exons. NCBI's taxonomy places the organism in Eukaryota, Metazoa, Porifera, Demospongiae, Suberitida, Halichondriidae. The record is from RefSeq and is a predicted model, not a curated record. Gene Ontology annotation, cellular component: semaphorin receptor complex; plasma membrane. Gene Ontology annotation, molecular function: semaphorin receptor activity. Gene Ontology annotation, biological process: semaphorin-plexin signaling pathway involved in axon guidance; regulation of cell migration.